AGUGCUGCGACUGCUAAAGACAAACCGAUGACACUCGGCUCUUCAGCAGAAAUCCUGAAUUCAGACUUUUUACAACAUGAAUUUCACCACAACUGUGAUGAUGAUCCUUGUUUUCUUCCUGCUGUGUUCAGGAAUUUUUCAGUUUACAUUUGCAUCAAACCUACGGAUUUUCAAUCAUCCGUCGGAGGACAAAAACUGGAAUGAAGCACGACGUGAAUGUAAUGAGAAAAAUGGAUCAUUAGUAACUCUGUAUGAUGAUGAGGAUGCCACGUUUAUGCGGAAGUAUGUGACAAAGAGUUCAAGUGGGUUCGUCUCUUCAGUCUGGCUUGGUCUGACUAAGACCCGAACAAAUGUUACUACUUGGUCAAAUGGUGCUCCGUUCAUAUUCAGUCGCUCCAGUGUCAACUUGCCUGAUAGAGAACAAAUAUGUGAAGCCAUGGACAAGAACACAUGGAAAGGUUUCACCUGUUCAGGCAAACAUUACUUCAUGUGCUACAAAGAUAAUCAAUACGUCCUGAUUGAGAAGAAAAAGGACUGGUGCCAGGCAGAGCUGUACUGCAGACAGCAUUACAGUAAUUUAGUCAGCAUCAGUGAUGAGGAACAAAACCAAAAAGUGAUUAAAGAAGGAAAGAACAAAACCUUCUGGAUUGGACUCCUGCAUGAUGAAUGGGAAUGGGUCGACAAAACCUGCUCGACUUACAGAACCUGGUCUGAUUUAUCUGAUGGUGCAGGCACAGAGAUAUAUACAAUUCAGGCACUAACCUCCUCAGAAUCGAUGCAACCAUUUGGAUUAGACAGUUAUGCAAGUGUACUUUGCUCCACAGGCGAUACGAGAAUCAGAGUUAUCAACCGAACAGCAACUUGGGAAGAAGCUCUUGACUAUUGUGAGGAAAACUACAUAAGCCUGUUGUGGAUAAAGGAUGUCAAUGACCAGGAAGCCGUCAAACAAUGGCUAGAGGUCAGUGGCUACACUGGUACAUUCUGGAUCGGUCUGAGGCAGAGUAUCAUGUUUGGAUUCUGGAUUUGGAAGGACAGUCCAGUGCUUGAGAGCAACUGGAAGGACGACAAAGCACCUGAGAUGCCAUUUUCCAACCAAUGUGGGGUCAUCAACGCGACAGACAACAAGUGGAGUGACGAAAACUGCUUUAACAAGCACCCUUUUAUUUGUGCAGAGAAGAUUUUAAAAUAUUAGAACAGUUCACAGUCACAAUGCUUUGCUGAUAGAUUCUAUUCUGUAGAAUGAAGAUGAAAGUCAGCGACAAAACCUUUAAGAUUCUCCUUUACUGGUCAGAUUGAUUCUUCAUAGUUUUUUGUCUUUAGUUUAGUUAGUAGAAAACAAACUGACAUCUAUCAAGUUGUGUUUUUUUUUUCGUUAUUGCAUGCUGUAAUUUUGGUAAAAAUGUUGGUUUGCAGUUGAAAAAUAGAUCAUCAUUUGUAAGUAAUUAUACAUUUUAUUGUACAACAGUGAAAAUGUAAUAAUGUGGUGGACAUGAAUUCAUUUAUGUUUGCUGAAACAUUUUUGUGAUGACUGUGAUGUUUAUUUCCCACUAUCAAAUCAAUAAAGCUUUGUGUUAUAUUACAAAUGUCAGACAAAAUC
Messenger RNA from Amphiprion ocellaris (clown anemonefish), 1597 nucleotides. RefSeq names its product macrophage mannose receptor 1. The record is from RefSeq and is a predicted model, not a curated record. Bases 77 to 1192 code for a protein of 371 amino acids. The transcript is spliced from 5 exons. Lineage: Eukaryota; Metazoa; Chordata; Actinopteri; Pomacentridae.